This is a messenger RNA of Erigeron canadensis, 2283 nucleotides long. RefSeq names its product beta-xylosidase/alpha-L-arabinofuranosidase 2-like. Lineage: Eukaryota; Viridiplantae; Streptophyta; Magnoliopsida; Asterales; Asteraceae. Bases 103 to 2283 code for a protein of 726 amino acids. Gene Ontology annotation, molecular function: xylan 1,4-beta-xylosidase activity; alpha-L-arabinofuranosidase activity. The record is from RefSeq and is a predicted model, not a curated record. Gene Ontology annotation, biological process: xylan catabolic process; arabinan catabolic process. The transcript has 5 exons. Gene Ontology annotation, cellular component: plant-type cell wall.
GCCACUGCUCUUCUUCUCGCCGUUUUCUUAUCAUGUCAUAUCACAGUUUUCACCAGACAUGUACCACCUUUUGCAUGCAACACCGUUGAAAAUCCAAACUUAAUGAACUUCUCGUUCUGUGAUUCUUCAUUACCUAUCGAAACAAGGGUCAACGACUUGAUUAGCAGACUCACAUUAGAAGAAAAGAUAAAUAACUUAGUGAGCAAUGCUAGUGGUGUCCCUCGUCUCGGAAUACCAGGAUACAAGUGGUGGUCCGAGGCUUUACACGGUGUUUCUAACGUUGGACCUGCCACUCAUUUUUCUAGAUUAGUCCCCGGAGCCACCAGCUUCCCUCAAGUAAUUCUAACUGCAUCUUCAUUUAAUAAAACCUUGUUCAAAACCAUUGGGAAAGUGGUUUCCACUGAAGCUAGAGCAAUGUAUAAUGCUGGGUUAGCAGGGUUAACCUAUUGGUCACCAAAUGUGAAUAUUUUUCGUGAUCCACGAUGGGGAAGAGGGCAAGAAACUCCUGGAGAAGACCCCGUUUUAACUAGUAAAUAUGCAGCAAAUUAUGUUCAAGGUCUACAAGAAAGAGAUGAUGGUGAUACAAAUCGUUUAAAAGUUGGAGCUUCUUGUAAACAUUACACUGCAUAUGAUGUAGAUAAGUGGGAAGGCGUUGAUCGAUACCAUUUUAAUGCCAUGGUAACAAGGCAAGAUAUGGAGGAUACAUUUCAACCUCCAUUCAAGAGCUGUGUUGUGGACGGAAAUGUUGCAAGUAUUAUGUGUUCUUAUAACAAAGUUAAUGGCAAGCCAACUUGUGGCGAUCCUGAUCUAUUGCAAGGUGUUAUUCGGGACCAGUGGCAUUUAAAUGGAUACAUUGGUUCGGAUUGUGAUUCGUUAGACAUCAUGUUCCAUUCCCAGCAUUGGGAACAAACCCCAGAAGAAAUUGCAGCGGAUGCAUUGAACGCUGGUUUGGACCUCAAUUGUGGGGAUUAUUUAAGAGUCAACACACUUGGUGCUGUAAAAGAUGGUUUAGUUGAAGAAUCGGUUGUUGAUAAGGCAGCUUCAAACAACUUUGCAACACUUAUGAGACUUGGGUUUUUUGAUGGUGACCCAAGAGAGCAAAUGUAUGGAGAACUUGGCCCGCAAGAUGUGUGCACUGAGGCUCACCAGGAGCUAGCCCGUGAAGCUGCUAGACAAGGAAUUGUGUUGCUCAAAAACAGCUUUGGGUCCUUGCCAUUAUCUCCAAAUGCCAUUCAGUCACUUGCAGUAAUCGGCCCAAAUGCUGAUGCCACAACAACCAUGCUUGGAAACUAUGCAGGGAUUCCAUGCCAAUAUACAACUCCACUACAAGGGUUAGCAAACUCAGUUGAGACUGUUUACCAUGCGGGCUGUAGUAACCCGAGAUGUGCUACUGCACAACUAGAAGAAGCAAGAGAAGUAGCUGCUGCAGCAGAUGCCGUGGUUCUAGUAAUGGGAACUGAUCUUUCGGUGGAGAACGAGGGUCGAGAUAGAACUAGUAUAAGCCUUCCAGGACAACAAAACCGUCUUAUUUCUGAGGUUGCUUCUGCAUCAAAAGGACCCGUGAUUCUUGUUAUAAUGUCGGGAGGUGGAAUGGAUAUUGAGUUUGCAAAGCAGAACCCGAAGAUUACUAGCAUCUUAUGGGUCGGGUUACCUGGCGAAGCUGGUGGAGCUGCUUUAGCUGAUAUCAUUUUCGGACGAUAUAAUCCAAGUGGAAGACUUCCCAUGACAUGGUAUCCACAAUCUUUUGCAGAAACGGUUAACAUGACCAACAUGAACAUGAGACCAGACCCAAGCACGGGUCACCCAGGUUAUACCUACCGAUUCUAUAGAGGCGAAACGGUUUAUCCUUUUGGAUACGGGCUAAGCUAUUCUAUUUUCAUUCAGCGGGUACUUAAACCACCAAAACACCUGCAUAUCUCAUUAGAUGAAGGUCAUGUUUGUCGUUCUUCUGAAUGUACAACAAUAGAGGUGGGUGAUCUUAAUUGCGAAGACUUGGCAUUUGAUAUUGUGAUUGGGGUAAGUAAUGUUGGGGAAAUGGAGGGAAGCUACAGCAUAUUGUUGUUCUCUUAUCCUCCUCAAGUGUUUCCAAAUGUUCCUCUAGUGCAAUUGGUGGAUUUUCAAAAGGUUUUCUUGGCUCCAAAAGAAACAACUUUUGUUAGAUACAAUGUGGACGCCUGUAGACAUUUGAGUGUUGUUGAUGAAGAUGGCAACAAAAAGGUCGCUUUGGGGGAGCAUGUUCUUCAUGUGGGAGAUGUUACACAUUCUUUAAAUCUCAGCAUUUAA